UCGACAUGUUACAGUGGAGGAUGGGAAGUUGUAUGUGUGUGAUGUGAAGGAAAACGGAAAACUCGUUCACACAAGUAAUGGAGAUUUUACUGUAAACACGUUUUUAUAUAAGGAGAGAUGCACGCUUUACCGCUCCAGCACAGAUCAAAGUGAACUUCACCUGGUUUGUUCUCCUAGUUAUAUCUAUUCCACUGCUCGGUGGACCUGGACAUCUCGUCGCCUUCAACAACAGCAGAAAGUAAUAGCAUCUGCCGUAGGCUCUCAGCCCAUCAAUGUCAACCGGACCUACUUCCGGAAUCGACUUAUGACCUCAGUGAAACACUUCAAUGGCAAGGAUUUCAGUUUGAGGAUUGUCCCGAUUUUGUUUCAAGAUGCCGGACCUUACACAUGUUCAAUAGGAACAUAUCCAUAUCUGACAAUUGAUCUAAUCACCGUGAAAGUCACAGCUGAAACGUCUGAUGCAGUGACUGAGGGAGACACCGUUACACUGACAUGCUCUGUGUCUCACGUCACUGAGUCAAUGAGACUGGUUUGGAUCAAUGGCGAUGGCAAAAGUGUUGGAGAAAUGUCACUGACUGUGGAAGAGAAAACACAGAAUCUGGCUAUUCAGAAAGCUGAGGGAGGCAGAGGGAACUGGAGAUGUGGUUUGUUUCAUCAAGACCUGCCCCGGCUUUUUGUCCCGUACUAUCAGGAGCCCCGUGGAUGUGGAUCUUCUAUUUACUUUUUCCACCAGGAAGGCAACUUUGUAAUGAAAGGACCAGACAGUCCUGGAAAUGGCCCCAUUGUCUGGGAAUGGAGGCCACACUCAGGGCAACAAACCACAAAGCGAUUGGCUACUUUUCACAGAGAAGAUCAGCAGUGGGCCGUACAAUGGAGUGAUGAGUACAAUCAAAUACCAGGCAUUUCCCAGAGCAUGCGUGCGGACUGGGGUACCCUUAAUCUGAGGAUCAGGAAGCCCAUCUUUGAACUUGCAGGACUAUUCACCUGGACUCAAGCAGAGCACGGUGGGAAAAUCCUGAGACAGUGGGAACUAUUUGGGAUCAAAGUUGAGGCAGACUCACCGAGGCCAGUAAUGGGCAGUGACAUCACCCUCAGCUGUACCAUCUCCAGACUCCCAGAUACCAUCAGUCUUCACUGGAAACCAAGAGGCUCAUCUCAGCAGAACACGAGGAACAACGCUGAUCAGAUCCAUCUGAUUAACACCGUCUAUCUGAUGGUCCAACACGUUGGAGCAGGAAGUCUCAAUCUGUACACAUGGGAAGUGCUGGAAAAUGGCUCCAUUGUUCUCACUGGAGACACCAAUGUUGAAGUGGAUCAGGGUUUACAUAACAAGAAGUACACAGUUUAUCGCUCAGUUACAGAUCACAGUGAACUCGACCUGAUUUGUGAAGCUUCUCCAGAUCUCAGUGAAACUAAAUGGACUUGGAGAUCACAACAUUUCCAGAAUCAAGAGAAGGAAAUAAUUUCUUCUCACAGGUCUGAGCCGAUCCAUGUUGACAGGAGCUACUUUGGGAAUCGACUGGAAACCACAGAGGGAAAUGUGAAUGGCAAGAAUUUCCAUGUGAGGAUUGUCCCCGUACAGUUUGAAGAUGCUGGAGUUUACACAUGUUCCACGGGAUCAAAUAUAUAUGUGAACAUUGACCUAAUCACUGUUACAGUCACAGUCGAACCAUCUGAUGCAUUAGCAGAGGAAAACAACAUAACCCUGACCUGCUCUGUGUCUGGUGUUGCUGAAUCAAUGAGACUCACUUGGAUCAACAGUGAUGGCAAAAGUAUGGGAGAGAUAUUUUUGAACGAGUCAAGAGAGAAAGUGUGGUCUUUGCAGCUGAUUAUUCCAAAAGCUGAGACAGUGAGAAGGAAAUGGACAUGUGGAUUGUUUCAGCGAAACAGCCUCAAGCUGAGAAAUUCAAUCUAUCUUAAGGUGAACGUGACAGCACUUCAAGACAUUAGGAUCAUCACAGUUCUGGGAUAUUUGUUGAUUAAACUGGCCGUUGCACUUGGACUAAUUUCCUACUCAUGGAGAAUGAACAUGAGCUGCAGAAAUCCACGGGAAGUUACAGGAAAUGUCACAAACAAUUCAAACGAAGCUGUCGCAUUGCAGGCCCUGAAAUCUGACCCUGGUCUGAGAGAUCAGAAUGAAUGACCCAGAGCAGAAGAGACCAUUCAGCCCAUCAGGCUCAUGCCCAAGGAAAUCUGUGUUUCUACAAAAAUAUUGAGCCGAA
This is a messenger RNA of Amblyraja radiata (thorny skate), 2222 nucleotides long. RefSeq lists its product as uncharacterized. The transcript has 9 exons. Bases 305 to 2143 code for a protein of 612 amino acids. Lineage: Eukaryota; Metazoa; Chordata; Chondrichthyes; Rajiformes; Rajidae. The record is from RefSeq and is a predicted model, not a curated record.